This is a messenger RNA of Eimeria mitis, 651 nucleotides long. Its product is annotated as ribosomal protein L11, putative. Bases 1 to 651 code for a protein of 216 amino acids. NCBI's taxonomy places the organism in Eukaryota, Apicomplexa, Conoidasida, Eucoccidiorida, Eimeriidae. Gene Ontology annotation, cellular component: ribosome; mitochondrial large ribosomal subunit. Gene Ontology annotation, molecular function: structural constituent of ribosome; large ribosomal subunit rRNA binding. Gene Ontology annotation, biological process: translation. The record is from RefSeq and is a predicted model, not a curated record. The transcript has 7 exons.
AUGAACAACUUGGGAAGAUUUCGGUUGAUUGUUCCGGCGGCAAAUGCAAAACCCUCGCCGUCAAUUGGGCAAACGCUUGGCCCUCUGGGCAUCAACAUGAUGGCGUUUUGCAAGGAGUUCAACGCAAGGACUUCUAAAAUACGGCCCGGGGUCCCUGUGCAGGUGACCAUCGUGCCGAACCCGGAUCGGGCAGCUGCUGCAGGCCUUUUUCGCGUUGCUACAUCUCAUCUGACCAGUAUCUUACUGAAGACGUUUAAGUUUAGCCUCCGCACCCCGAGCAGUACCUGGUUUCUUCUGAGGGUGGCGAGAUGCCCUAUGGGCAGUGAACACGCGGGGAAAGACAUAGUGGGCAAUGUGACUCUAAAGGAGAUAUACCAUAUAGCGAAAUGCAAAAGCAUGGACUGGCCUCUCAUUGGGCUGUCUCUACAGAGCAUAUGCCGUUCUCUGAUUGGUUCCGCCAGAGCAAUGGGCAUUCAGAGCAUAUGCCGUUCUCUGAUUGGUUCCGCCAGAGCAAUGGGCAUUCAGGUUACCCCGCAGCUGUUGCCUGCCUUUAGCAAGCGCGAUUAUACCCCAGUAGAAGAUCUGGAACAAAUGCGGAAAGAUUUGAGACAAAGGAGAAAGGCAGCGAGGAGAGCAAGUGCCAAGGCUUAG